AUCUAAACAAACCUCAACCAUCUCCAUCGUGUCAUCAUCUUCAUCUCUCUCUCUAUAUAUAUACUAUAUAUAAUAUAAAUAUAUGUAUCGACGUCUUCAAAAAGCUUCAACUUAUUUUAUCACUAAUGGAACCAAUCACGUUCACCAGAGAUCUUCCAUUGUUCUUCUCAAUCUUCAUCUUCGUUUAUCUUCUCGGUUACUUAUUCAUUUUCAAAAACUGGACUCCAGAGUCUCGUCCUCUCGCUUCCAGCUGUUUAAUCUCCCUCCUCCACGGCGUCUCCGCCGUAUUACUCGCGGGAAACGCCUUGUUUUCCGAUCCUAACCGCGGUUUCUCCUCCGCCAACACCGAUUCUCAAAACUCCGUUCUCGAUUUCAGCUCCGCUUAUUUCCUCGCCGAUCUCCUCCACCUCGCCGUGUUCCCGUCCCCCGCCGGCGGAGACUCGCUCUUCGCCGCUCACCAUGCCGCCGUGCUCUUCGUUUUCCUCACCUGCCGUUAUUUGGUCGCCCACGGCGCGUGCGCUCUCCUCGCGCUACUCGUCGUCGCCGAGGCCACGAGUGCGUGCCAGAACACGUGGACGCUCGCGGAUGCGCGUGGUCCAGACGCG
Camelina sativa (false flax) is the source of this 605-nucleotide messenger RNA. The record is from RefSeq and is a predicted model, not a curated record. Lineage: Eukaryota; Viridiplantae; Streptophyta; Magnoliopsida; Brassicales; Brassicaceae.